Molecule: messenger RNA, 1762 nt
Organism: Chlamydomonas reinhardtii
Lineage: Eukaryota; Viridiplantae; Chlorophyta; Chlorophyceae; Chlamydomonadales; Chlamydomonadaceae
Exons: 7
Coding region: 112-1626 (504 amino acids)
Molecular function (GO): protein binding
Source: RefSeq, a predicted model, not a curated record
CGAUCGCUCAAAUGUUUGACACGAUUAUUGCAAUGCACAAAUACUGCAAGUACAUGUAAUUUUAAUAUAGCAAUUGCACGCAUUAGCUAUCCUUGCGCGGGUCGGGCAACCAUGGCUUGCGAUGGUUGCGCGGCGCCGUCGGCUGCUCGCAUCAUUCACUCGGCAAUCUUAGAUUACAGUGCCGACUGCGCCGAGUUCUGCCCGGUGCCGGGAUUGAACCGGCUGCUGGCGCUCGGCACGUACCAGCUGCUCGAGGCGGAGCAGCGGCGAGUGGGCAGGUGUUACCUGUACGCCCUUCCACAACGGGGACAUGCUUCGCUGCAGCCUGGGCUGCUGCCGGCAGCUGCAGCAGAAACAGCAUCGGGAGCGGCAGCGUGCCGGGCAAACGCCGCUGACAGCGAGGGGGCGGCGGCGGCCUCGGCGGCCUUGGCAGGCGGCGCCGGGUGUGUGCCGGUGGCGGGACCGGCAGCGACCCUGGACAUGCCUGGCGUCUUUGACAUCAAGUGGGCGCCUGCAGCCGCUUCUUCCAUCGACGGGAUGGGUCCACGGACAGGGACAGGGGAUGCGGCGAUGGCAUCAGGCGCGGCAUCAGGCGCAGCAGCUGGGCAUGCGGAGGCAGCCGGUGGCGUGCGGGCGCUGCUGGGGGCGGCGCUUGCGGACGGAACACUGCGUCUGCUGGAGGCGAGCUUGGGUGCCGGCGAGGCCGCCCCGCUCUUCCGGGAGGUUGCCAGCGUGGAGGCCUGUGCCGGCGGUGGCAUGGCACUGUCACUGGACUGGCAACUGGGGGAUCCGGCGGCGGCGGCAGACGGCGACGGCGGCGACGGCUGUGGUGGUGGCGGGGACCGAAUCGUGUGCUCUAGCUCCGCCGGCACCGUGUCCGUUGUUCAGGUGCGCCCCAGCGGCCUGGAGCUUGUGUCGGAGUGGGAGGCACACGAGCUGGAGGUGUGGUGCGCCGCCUGGCAUCGACACCAGGCACACGUGGUGUUCUCGGGCGCAGACGACUGCUACUUCAAGGCUUGGGACACGCGCGCCGAGCCCGCCGCCGCCGUCUUCAGCAACCGCCGCACGCACAGCGCGGGCGUGUGCACGAUCUCGCCGCACCCCGUUGACGCGCACCUGGUCGCCACGGGCAGCUAUGAUGAGCACGUGCGGCUGUGGGAUGUGCGUAAUCUGAGCAAGCCCGUCGUACAGACUGAGACCACCACCGGCGGCGGCAACUGGCGGCUGCGGUGGCACCCGCACGACCCGCACGUCCUGCUGGCGGCGUGCAUGUACAACGGCUUUGCCGUGCUCCGCUCCGACCCCGGGCACACGGAUCUGCAAGUGGUGGCCACCUACCAGUCGCCCAACAAGAACAUCGGCUACGGCGCGGACUGGUGGCAGGAGGUGCGAGACCGCCAGCAAGAGCGCGCGGAGCAGGAGGAGGAGGCGCGUGGUGCAGGAGCCGCGGGCUCGGAGGCACAGGGCACGGCAGGGGGUGAAGAGGCUGGGCGGGCGGCGGAGGCAGCAGGCGUGAGUGGUGGCGGCGAUGGUGGUGGCGGUGGUCAGGACGGCGGGUGUUGGCUGGCCGCCACGUGCUCCUUCUAUGACAAGGUGCACACGCUGGUGUGGCUGCCCACGCGCUAGGUGAAGCCGUGGAUGAUGCCACACGACGGGAACAACGAGGGCCUCUGGUGUUGUAGCUAGAGCAAACUCAAGCUGCGGCCGAUACCUCAACGGCAUUGCGGCUGCGCACAAGGAAGUGCCGUAGCUGGGAACCGCU